AGUAUAAACUGAAAACCGACAUGUCUUCUUCUACAGAGAUGACGGCCACUACGAAGAUCACUCCGGAGGUUCUCCAGGAACUCCUGCAGCACUACAACCUCUCGCGUCGGGAAUUCAUCGACACCUACAACAUCCAGCCUCUGGUUUACAUCCCCGAGCUCCCUGCUGGAGCGAAGACCAUGUUUGUCGUGAUGUACGUGAUUAUCUUCGCGCUGGCGCUGGUCGGGAACAGUUUGGUGGUUUGGCUGGUGUGGAUCGCUGCUGUCAUGGUCGGAUCACCGAUGCUGUUCGUGCAACAGCUAGAGGUGAAGUAUGACUUCCUGUACGAUCAUCAUCACGUGUGCUGUCAGGAGCGCUGGCACUCGCUGCUGCACCGUCAGGUUUACACCACCUUCAUCAUGGUGGCGCUGUUCCUGCUGCCGCUGGCCGCCAUGCUCUUCCUCUACAGCCGCAUCGGCAUCGAGCUCUGGAUCCGGAAACGCGUGGGAGACUCUUCCGUCCUCAGCACCAUGAACCACAGAGAGAUCAACAAAAUCUCCAGGCAAGUGAAGAAGAAACGUGCCGUCAAAAUGAUGAUCACUAUCGUCCUGCUGUUCACCAUCUGCUGGGCUCCGUUUCAUAUCGUGCACAUGCUGUUCGAGUACAACGAGCUGGAGAAGAACUAUGACGAGGUCACGGUGAACAUGAUCAUCGCUGUGGUGCAGGCCAUCGGCUUCUCCAACUCCUUCAACAACCCCAUCAUCUACGCCUUCAUGAACGAGAACUUCAAGAAGAACUGCGUGGCCACUCUUCAUGCGUACCUGCGGCGUCCCGUCCAGCAGAGCGGCGCCGUUCAGCGGCCCAACCUCAGCGUGCACUUCUCCAAACACCUCAAAAUUAGGAUUGGCAAAUAA
Messenger RNA from Sinocyclocheilus rhinocerous, 893 nucleotides. Its product is annotated as pyroglutamylated RFamide peptide receptor-like. The transcript is spliced from 5 exons. Lineage: Eukaryota; Metazoa; Chordata; Actinopteri; Cypriniformes; Cyprinidae. The coding region runs from base 21 to 893 and encodes 290 amino acids. Gene Ontology annotation, cellular component: plasma membrane. Gene Ontology annotation, molecular function: peptide binding; G protein-coupled receptor activity. Gene Ontology annotation, biological process: cellular response to hormone stimulus; G protein-coupled receptor signaling pathway. The record is from RefSeq and is a predicted model, not a curated record.